This is a messenger RNA of Saitoella complicata NRRL Y-17804, 993 nucleotides long. Its product is annotated as NAD-dependent arabinose dehydrogenase. Gene Ontology annotation, cellular component: cytosol. The transcript is spliced from 2 exons. Bases 1 to 993 code for a protein of 330 amino acids. Gene Ontology annotation, biological process: dehydro-D-arabinono-1,4-lactone biosynthetic process. Lineage: Eukaryota; Fungi; Ascomycota; Saitoellomycetes; Saitoellales; Saitoellaceae. Gene Ontology annotation, molecular function: D-arabinose 1-dehydrogenase [NAD(P)+] activity. The record is from RefSeq and is a predicted model, not a curated record.
AUGACUCGUCAGUUGGAGCCCCUUGGACCCGUGGCCGCACCCGUCAAUGGCAGCUCCCUCGCUGGGAUGUCUCCGCUGUGCUUUGGCGCUGGCACCUUCGCUCCGCAGUACAAUGAGCCUGCUCUUCUGCGGCCGACUGACGUAGUGCGCCGCGCUCUUGAUCUUGCUGUCAAUUGCUUUGAUACCUCUCCGUACUAUGGCGAGAGCGAGAUCAUCCUCGGUGAUGCGCUCCAAAACUUGUCAGCGGACUACCCUCGGAAUACAUACUACAUUUCCACAAAAUGUGGACGGGAACCCACAAACGAAUUCGAUUACACGCCUUCAUGGAUCAGGAAAAGCGUAGAACGAAGUCUGGAGCGCUUGCACACUUCGUACCUUGACGUCGUCUAUGUCCAUGACGUAGAGUUCAAGACGGAGGAUGAGGCAGUUCUUGCCGUAAAGACCCUUUUCGAGCUAAAGCAGGAAGGAAAGAUCCUGAAUGUUGGCUUCUCGGGCUACCCACUUCCCGUUCUGGUCUCCCUUGCCGAGCGUAUCGUCAAAGAGGUUGGCAAGCCCGUGGACGCAAUCAUCACUUACUCGAAUUUCAACAUUGCAAAUACUGUACUGUUGAAGUAUCUAGCCAAGCUGUCUCCGUGCGUCGGUCAGAUCAUCUCUGCGAGUCCAUUCUCAAUGGGCUUGUUGAGUUCACGGGAGCCUCCAAAGUGGCAUCCCGGGAGUCCUGCACUCAAGGCUGCAGUCGCAAAAGCAGCGGCUUUUUGUGACGUCGAACUGCGCGAACCACUGGCUGAUUUAGCCACGCGAUUUGCACUGGAGAAGUGGGAGGGUGUAACGUUGGUUGGCUGUAGCACUGUUGACGAGGUGGACAGUGCCGUAGCAAAUUGGUGGAAGUGUCAAGACAAGGCGCAGAAGGAGAAAGAUGAAGUUGCGUUUAGAAGAGUUAGGGAAGUUCUGGGAGAUCAAUUGGACGUUUGCUGGCCGAGUGGUAGAGGGUGA